Molecule: messenger RNA, 4554 nt
Organism: Aureococcus anophagefferens
Lineage: Eukaryota; Pelagophyceae; Pelagomonadales; Pelagomonadaceae
Gene: ARS17
Product: putative arylsulfatase
Exons: 6
Coding region: 1-4554 (1517 amino acids)
Source: RefSeq, a predicted model, not a curated record
AUGCUGGCGCCGCGGCGGCCCGCGGCGCCGCGGCGCGCCGGGGCCCUCGCGGUCGCCGCCGCCGCGACGUGUGCGCUCGUGGUCCUGCGCCGCGGGGCCGACCCGGCCGCGCUGGCGGCGUCGGCGCUGGCGGCGGUCGAGGAGGCGGCGCUGCCCGCGCGGAGCCCGCGCGGCGACGACCGGGACCUGGGUUCGGACGCGGCGUCCUACCCGCACGUCGUCUUCGCGUUGAUGGACGACCUGGGCUUCGACGACGUCGGCUACGGCAACGCCGACGGCGCCGUGGCGACGCCGCACAUCGACGCGCUCGCAAAGGAGGGCGUGACGCUCUCGCGCUACUACAGCGCCUUCUCCUGCACGCCGGCGCGGGGCGCGCUGCUCACGGGCCUGAGCCCCCACCGGCUCGGCCUCCAGCACGGCCAGGUCUUCCCCGAGCAGCCCUGGGGCCUGCCCUCGAAGUUUUCCAUCCUUCCGCAGCAUUUGGCGAAACUCGGCUACCGGUCGCACUUGGUGGGCAAGUGGCACCUGGGCCACUUCUCGGCGGAGCGCCUGCCGACGGCGCGGGGCUUCGAUUCGUUUUUCGGCGGUUUGGACGGGGCCCAGUACUACGCGACGCACAUCGACGCCAUGGACUGCAAGCUGCCGGGGGACGUCUUGUACCGCGGCUUCGAGGUCGGCGACUACGAUUCCCUCAAAGCCGUGACGGCGGAGCACGGCUGCUACUUCGACCUGCGGGAGAACAACGACCGCGUCGAGGACUUGUUCGGGUCCUACUCGACGCAGCUCUUCGGGCGCAAGGCCGAGGAAUUGAUCGACGCGCACUCGAAGCGAGCCGACGCGGCGGAGAAACCUUUAUUCCUGCUCCUCUCCUUCAACGCCGUCCACGCGCCGGUCUGGGCGCCCGAGGACACCUACGAGACCCACCCGGACCUGCUGAACGUGACCAACGGCAACCGGCGCAAGUUCGCGGCCGCGCUCCGCCUCGUCGACGACGCGGUGGGCAACGUCGUCGCCGCGCUCGAGGAGGCGCGCAUGGACGCGAACUCGAUCCUCAUCUUCGCGAGCGACAACGGCGCGAACCCGGAGCACGGCGGCUCGAACGCGCCCCUGCGCGGGUCCAAGGGCUAUUUGUUCGAGGGCGGCGUCCGCGUGCCGGCGUUCGUGAGAGCGCCGAAGUACCUCCCGCGCGGCGCGACCUACGAUCACCCCUUCCACGUCACGGACUGGGUGCCGACGCUGCUCAACGGGCUGCUGGGGGCGCCGCCGCUGGCCGACGCGUCGCUCUACGUCGAGAAGCCCGCGGACGAGGACGCGGCCGCGGAGACGAAGACGAAGAAGGCCAAAAAGGGCAAGAAGGCCAAGAAGGAGAAGAAGGCGACGACGGCGACGAAGGCGGCGAAGAAGAAGGAGACGACGAAGCCCGCGGCCGCGACCAAGGCCGCGCCGCCGCCGGCGAAGAAGCCCGCGGCGCCCAAAUCCGCGGCGGCCGCCGCGCUGGAGACGCACUUCGCGGCGCACCCCGUCUCCUCGUCGGGCCUCGACGGCGUGGACCAGUGGCUCGCCCUCGCGGCGACGGGGCGCAAGGACGACGUCAACGCGACGCCGCCGCGCGAGGAGAUGCUGCUGAACAUCGACUACCUCGACGGGUCGCUCGCGUUCACCUCCGCGCCUUUAAAUUACGACGUCGCGGCGAUCUACGCGCUCGGCUGGAAGUACAUCGCCAAUUCCGGCGACCUGGGCUGGUACAAGACGCCGAGGACGCGCGACGCCGAGGUGAAACUGGAGGUGCUCGACGCCGCGUCCGCGAACCGGCGCGACGCGGGCGUUUUAGUAUUGGACGCGAACUCGAAAUUCGAGGUCUCGAGCCCCCACUCCUACCUCUUCCGCGUCUUGGACGACGCCUCGGAGCAGAACAACCUGGCGUCGGACCACCCGGACGUCGUCGAGCUGCUGCAGGCGCGGCUCCUGGAGCACCGGGCGAACAUGGCGCCGUGCGAGUGGCGCGACGACUCCGACGCCGCGGCCGACUUCUUCAAGCGCGACGGCUUCGUCGGGCCCUGGUGGAAGGUCGAGGACGCGCCGCCGCCGCUGUCGGCCAACUGCGCCGACGUCGGCGACCACGAGCUCGCGCGCUUCAUGCCCCCGGAGGCGCCCGCGGAAGGCGGCGAGCCCGCGAAGGACGAGUCGCUCGCCUCGCUCGCCCAGGCCGCGCUCAUCCACGCCGGCGCCCAGGGCGCGCGGCCGCGGUGGAACCACGCGCCCAAAAACGAGCUCGCCGUCGCCCAGGGCGCGCACAAAGCGGUGAAGGUCACGGACCACGGCGCGCGCGUCCUCGGCGCCUUCGGGAGCCUCGAAUCCGCCGAGCUCUACGAAGCCAAGUACGCCGCGGCCGAGGGCCUCGUGGCCCACGGCGACGGCGGCUUCCUGCGCAAAGGCCACGAUGCGACGAAGCUCUUCAAGCUCUCCGUGUCGAAGCACGAGGUCCUGGGCCAGCGCCACGAGACGCGGCUGCUCCAAUUGUCGCCGAACGCCUCGAUCCACCCGCGCUACGACGACGAGGCGCCGCCGCGCGAGACCGUCGACGAGGCCGCCAUCCGGGCGACGCUCGAGCGCAAGGCCGGCGAGCGACGCCGCGCGACGGCCGUCGAGGACGGCGGCGUGGACGUCGCGCACGAGGAGCGGCUGUUGGCGGCGGACGAGGCCGCCGCGGCCGCCGCGGACGGCGACGACGACGACGACGACGACGAGGCGCCCCCCACCAUGCCCGCCCGCACGCCGCGGACCGGGGGCGGCGUGACGAACACGACGAGCAGCCCGGCGGUCAUCCGCGGCGGCGCGACGCCGACGCCCGUGCCGUCGAGCGCUCGGCCGCCGCGGCCCCAGUCCGCCGUGCCGGCCUCGGCGCGGUCCGGCUUCGCGAGCGGCCGGCGCAGCGCGAGCGAGGGCGCCCUCGGCAGCGGCCGGCGGCCCGCGUCGGCCGCCGCGACGCGGAGCGCGCGCGGCGCGCCCGCCGCGGAGCCGCCGGGCGCGGCGGCGGCGAGCGGCCGCCCGGCGACGGCGACGGGCGCGCGCCGCGUCGACGGCGCGACCUUCGGCGCGCGGCGCCACGAGUUCGAGCACCGCGUCACGGCCCUCGAGGAGCUCUACGUGGGGCGGGACCUCAUCGCGCCCGCGUGGCUCCGCGUGUCGACGACGCCGUGGACGGGCUUGAAGGCCGCGACGGGCGGCUACGGCCGCGAGGUCCACGGCACGUCCAUCUCCGCCGAGUUCCCCGCCUUCGCGCACAUCGCCGCCGUCGACGGUUUUGAUAUUGGCGGCGCGACCCUCGUGAAGCGCACGCGGCGCCCGCCGAAGCAGCCGAAAAUGAAGACCGCGACGUCCGCCGACAGCCCGGACUGGUUCCAGACGACCGCGACGCGCGCGUGGAAGACGGGCAAGUACGCGGCCCAGAAGCACCGCGCCGUCGUGAGCCGCAACCAGGUGCUCCUCGAGCCCCUCCAGCAGUCACUCGGGGCCGACUCCUGGUGCUUCCGCGACACGUUCAACUGGAAUUCCGCGCGGAAUUCCCAGCCCGCCGCGCUCCUGCAUGCCUACGGGAACGCGACGUCGACGUCGCUCUGGUCGCUGACGCGAGCCGACGACUACAACCAGGAGGACUCGCUCUUCGGCUUCGUCGGGCGGGCCUACGCCAACUGCCUCCUGUGCUAUCUGCUCUUCGCUGCGCUGCCCGCGUCGCUCACGUUCUUGGGCGCACAUUUCCACCGCGGCUGCGCGCCCUGGGCGCCGGCGUGGAUGACUGCGGACUGGGCGAGCGAGGCGAGCGACUCCUACAAGGUCCUCUUCCAGGAGAUCUACUCGUCGCGCCCCGCGCGGCCGUGGCGCGUCGCCGUCGGCUCCGGCGCCAUCGCGCUCCAGGCCAUGGUCAUGGCCCUCAUCGUUUUGCACCUCCACGGCUUCCUCUCGCGCAAGGGCGCGCACUACGACUUCGUGCGCCUCGCGUCCGACGACGCGCCGGGCCUCUCGAUGGAGGGCCGGUGCCUCGCGUUCGUCAUGGUGUCGAUCAAGAUCCUCCAGGGCGACACGAAGCGCGACUACAAGGUCAUGAAGUACGCCGCGUCCCACCCGGGCUGCCUGUCCACGAACGCGUGCGCGUUCCUGCUCGCGGUCAUCGGCUGCGCGAUCGGCUUGGCGAACGCGGCGCUCGGCGCGGUGCUCAUCGUGCGGUCCGCGAACAUGCUCCAGGUGCUGACGACCUUCGCGGGCCUGUCGUUCAUCAUGGACAUCGACAACUGGUUCGUGACGCUCUUCGAGCUCGACGCGCACGACCUCGGCUGGCUCGAGGUCCCCGCGGGUCGCGACGCGGAGGAGCCCGCGGAAGCCAAGUAUGCGACGCUGCGCCGCAAGUCCCUGGCGCGCGACAGCGGCCAGACGUCCGCGCUCGAUCUUUUGCGCAAGGCCAUCUUCUUUGUUUUGUACCCGGCCUUCUUCGGGUGGAUCUGGCUCUACUGGAUCCCGUCCCGGUCCAUCCCCGUCCGGGCCCUCGGCGUCGUCUAG